Colossoma macropomum (tambaqui) is the source of this 640-nucleotide messenger RNA. It is a transcript of the gene gnrh3, whose product is annotated as gonadotropin-releasing hormone 3. The transcript is spliced from 4 exons. Gene Ontology annotation, biological process: multicellular organism development. Bases 233 to 586 code for a protein of 117 amino acids. Gene Ontology annotation, cellular component: extracellular region. Lineage: Eukaryota; Metazoa; Chordata; Actinopteri; Characiformes; Serrasalmidae. Gene Ontology annotation, molecular function: hormone activity. The record is from RefSeq and is a predicted model, not a curated record.
AGCUUAAAUACUGCCAGAAAUAAAAGCCAGUGCUGAUUCCUUGAAAGAUAGAGUUAAACACAGUAUAAGUGCAAUACAAUCCAUUUCAAUAAGUAUUAAGAUUAGUGCUCACUUAAGUGCUGUAAAAGAGAUGGUCCUCAGUCUGCAUUUGAAAGACAGUGGUAGUUCGUUUCACCACCUGGACUCCAGGACAGAGAAAAGUCCUGAUACCUGUCUUCACGCGUCCUGAAGGAUGGCGGGUCAAGCUGGACUUGCAGCUCGAGGGGCUCGAGGAACAGAUCGAGUUUUGACCAUUAGCGGAGCUGAGUGGAGCUGGCGGUCAGUGGUCGGGUUGUUGGUGUUGGCGUGUGUGCUGGAGGUCAGUGUGUGUCAACACUGGUCGUACGGUUGGCUGCCCGGAGGAAAGAGGAGCGUUGGAGAACUGGAGGCAACUUUCCGAAUGAUGGAUGCUGGCGAUGCUGUUGUGGCUUUGCCCUUGGACUCUCCACUGGAGCAGAUAACUCCACUGCAAACUAUGAAUGAGGAAGACUCUGAAGCUCUUAAGAGGAAAAGAAUUUCCUUCAGAAGACGAGGAAGAGCAGAAUAAACUCACACUCAGUCUCUCUCAGUGCUGAAUCUGAAUUAAACUCUUUUAUUCCCC